AGAGCCGAGCGGUGCCGCACGGAGCCGUGCAGUGCGCAGCAGCAGGACUACACCUCCCGUGCUGCACUGGUGGCUGCAAGGCCCGGCAGCUGACGCAGCCCCCGGCUCCUGGGGCUGCCUUUGUCCGUGCCCACGGCCAUGCUGGGCGGGUGGCGCAGAACCCACGGGGCCGUCUGUCGCUGUGCGCCCUGGGGCUGACCCACGGGACGAGCCUCGCCGCAGAAACGGAGCUCCCGACCCGCAUGGACUGAUGGCUGGGCGCGCUUCCAUCCCCUCGCUGAGAGCCUCCAGGCGGCGGCUGCUCGGGCAGGGGUCGGGGGCAGAGGGGGCCUGCACCGGUGCUCACGAUGCCGGUGACGUUCGAGGACGUGGCCAUCUACUUCUCCCCCGAGGAGUGGGCAGAGCUGGCGGGCUGGCAGCGGCAGCUGUACCGCGAGGUGAUGCUGGAGAACUUCGAGGCGCUCGCCUCGCUGGGCUGCCCCGGCGCCAAGCCCGAAAUCAUCUGCGAGAUGGAGCAGGAGGAGAUGCGGAGUGCAGGACGGCACCAGGAACCCGCGGCGGGGAGGAGGCACCCGGCCCCCUGGCCAGACGGUGACGCUGGGGCCAGGCAGGAGGUGGAGGAAGGCGCGGAGCAGCCACGGGCACCCAGAGCCUCCAUCCCACGGACACCCCGGCGGUGCCAGGCGGGCAGGAGAGGGGGGGGCCCAGCAGGAUGCCCCUGCCCCCAGCCCCUCCCGGCCCCCCCGCUGCAGAGGAGGCCGCCCACGUGCCCGGAGUGUGACAAGAGCUUCAAGAGCAACACGGCGCUGACCAUCCACGAGAGGAGCCAUACGGGCGAGCGGCCCUUCAAGUGCCCGCGCUGCGGGAAGGGCUUUCCCUCCAAGGGGGACCUCAAGCGCCACCAGAAAACCCACGAGGGGCAAGGGGAGCCCCCCGGCCCCGGGCUCUGCCUCCCAGCCCUGCCGCCACCGCCACCAGCCCGGCCUCACCGUGGCCCCCCAGGCCCCAAACGCCCCCACGCCUGCGGUGAAUGCGGGAAGAGCUUCGGCAAGAGCCGGGACCUGCGGAAGCACCGGCAGACGCACACGGCGGCGCGGCCCUUCUCCUGCCCGCAGUGCGGCAGCAGCUUUCGGCUGAAGCAGAUCCUGGUGUCGCACCAGAAGGUGCACGGCAGCGAGAAGCCCUUCGGCUGUGCCGACUGCGGGAAGAGCUUCGUCCAGAAGCACCACCUGCAGAGCCACCGCCGCGUGCACACGGGCGAGAAGCCCUUCCCCUGCGCGCAGUGCGGGCAGCGCUUCAGCCAGAAGCACCACCUGGUCAGCCACCAGCGCAUCCACACCGGCGAGCGCCCCUUCGCCUGCGCCCGCUGCGCCAAGCACUUCAAGGACAAGAAGACCCUCACCGUCCACGAGAGGGUGCACACCGGCGAGAAGCCCUACAAGUGCGGCGAGUGCGGCAAGAGCUGCAGCCAGAAGCAGCACCUCAAGAGCCACCAGCGCACCCACCGGGGCCCGCGGGUGCCGCAGGACGCGGGGCCGGUCCCCCCGGCUGCGUGGCCGGAGCCCAAACCCUUCCAGUGCGCCGGCUGCGAGAAGCGUUUUCGGGACGAGGGCAUCAUGUUGGCUCACCAGCGCACCCACGCCGAGCAGGGGCCGCAGCCGGGGUGGGCGCAGGGCUGCGGCGCUCCCCAAAAACUGCCCCCCGCGGCCCCGCAGGCUGCCAGGGGGCCCAGGGCGUGCGGUGGCUGCGGGAAGGCGUUCACCCAGGGCCGGUGCCUGCAGCUCCACCACACGUGAGGGGGGAGCACGGCUCCGGGUGCUGCUGCCCCCAGCCCCAAGGAGCACCCGCAGCCACCUCGCCGUGCUCCUGAAGCAAGCAGGGCAGCGCUCGCCUCUGCGCCGUGUCCCCCUGCCUCCCCGACAUCCCCCCCAAAAAAA
This is a messenger RNA of Anas platyrhynchos (mallard), 1937 nucleotides long. NCBI's taxonomy places the organism in Eukaryota, Metazoa, Chordata, Aves, Anseriformes, Anatidae. The record is from RefSeq and is a predicted model, not a curated record.